Molecule: messenger RNA, 1118 nt
Organism: Saccostrea cuccullata (small rock oyster)
Lineage: Eukaryota; Metazoa; Mollusca; Bivalvia; Ostreida; Ostreidae
Product: complement C1q-like protein 4
Exons: 2
Coding region: 189-749 (186 amino acids)
Molecular function (GO): protein binding
Source: RefSeq, a predicted model, not a curated record
AGUUGUGAGAAUUAAAUAACAAGGAAAUAUUACAAAGCUAGACCAUGGUUUCUUCUUUGGUAGCACUGAUUUUUGUUUUAUUCCUUUGGUCCGCAAACUCACAACGAAUAAAUGCCCAGGAAUCGAUAUUGGACAAGUGUAGAUCGGGAGUUGACUACUAAAGCAAAUUUGAAGACUUGCGCAAUCUUAUGCUGGAACAACGUGACGAAUUUAUAAGAGAUAACCAGGAGCUUAAAAAUCGAUUAACUCUUCUUGAGACGAUCUGGAAUGAAAGAAAAGUUUGCUCAGGGAAAACGCAAUGUCUUGGUCAGAAAACACAAUGUGCUUUUUAUGCGUAUUAUUCCGCCGAUUUCAAAUCUUUACCGAAAGGUAAAACAUUCAUCUUUGAUACUGUUGUUACAAAUAUUGGAAAUGGAUAUAAUGAAAGUACUGGAGCAUUCAUCGCCCCAACACCCGGCGUCUUUGCCUUUUCUUGGACAUUGCAUGCAGCUGGAAGACACAUUUUUGGUGAAUCUGGACAAUAUGGCGAGAUGGGAGCACUUUUAAAACAAAAUGGUAUUAUAAAAGGCUCCAUCGCUGCAGACACAGAGAUGAAAACUAAUCAAGGUACUGCUACCGGAUUUGUGAUUUUGAAUCUGACAGCUGGAGAUGAAGUAGAGAUUGUUUCUAAAUAUGAUGGUCAAGGGUCCAUGUACAGUAACGAUGUAUAUGGCCGAACGACAUUUUCUGGAUUCUUGAUUUAUCCAUAGUUCCGAAAGUGCCGAAUCACCACUGAAAUGUUUAAGGAAAUAAUAUGACUGAGAACUAACCUGCCGAUAUGCGCAAAACCGGUUGUAUUUUAUUUUCAUAAUUUCUUUAUUUAAUGCACAAUCUGUUAUAUCAUUAUACAUGUUCAAGUAGUUUCCCUUUGAAGCGGUUCAGAUAAUACAUUUUUUUUUACUUCAAAUAUAAAAUCCUGGUAUUUGUAUGAAAUCUCGAAUAUUUUAAAAGAAAUAUCCUAACCAAAUUUAACAUACGAAUCUAAACGAAAGACAUAAACAGGAGUCUAUAUGAUGCAAAUACUAGUACAUGUAUAUCGCUCAUAUCAAUAAAAUAAGAAUUUAUGCAUGUUCCUUAUA